Molecule: messenger RNA, 2867 nt
Organism: Zeugodacus cucurbitae (melon fly)
Lineage: Eukaryota; Metazoa; Arthropoda; Insecta; Diptera; Tephritidae
Gene: ath
Product: ATP-dependent RNA helicase DHX33
Exons: 4
Coding region: 238-2445 (735 amino acids)
Biological process (GO): positive regulation of transcription by RNA polymerase I
Cellular component (GO): intracellular anatomical structure; nucleolus
Molecular function (GO): ATP binding; RNA binding
Source: RefSeq, a predicted model, not a curated record
ACUGGGAUGUCAGCGAAAAACUGUCAAACGUUGUCAACGUGCGCCCAGCGUAAAGGGGGAGAUUUCCAUUAUUAUUUUUAUUUUUAAUAAAAAAGCUGCGUUAAAUACUACAAUGUAUUUUGCAUAAUGCAUUUUCCGUGAAUUUGGGGAAGUUUAAUAAAUUUAAAAUACGCACUUCGCAAAGUGCGUGCGUAAAGUGGUAGGAAAUUCUCAUUUUAUAAACUCCAGACAAGGCUAAUGUCGACGGGUAUGGAGUCCAAAUAUUUGUUGACAAGCAAAACUCCGGUAAAGUCUCCGCAUGGCGCCAGUGCGAAGACAAGUGUUAGCAUAUCAAGUUUUCCAAUUAAACGCAAAUUACAAAGUCCCGUGAAUGGAAUUGAAAAUGUUAUAAUUAAAGCGCCUAAAAUAAAUAACGGAAGUGCAACAACUACCUCAAAUGGAAAACCAAACGUCAAUACGCCUACACCUAAUGGUAGUUUUCUACAUCUCAAUGGCAAAGGUGUACCAUCCAAACAACAAUUGGAACAACAACGACAGGCGUUACCUGUAUACAAAGUACGUCAGCGGUUAAUACAAGAAGCGCGACGUUCCGAAACACUAUUACUGAUGGGUGAGACUGGUUCUGGUAAAACUACACAAAUACCACAAUUCCUGUACGAAAGUGGUUUUGCGCAAAAAGGUAUGAUUGGCAUUACACAACCACGACGUGUGGCAGCAAUAACUGUAGCACGCCGUGUUGCGCAAGAACAAGGUUGUCGUCUGGGCGAAACCGUAGGCUACACCGUACGUUUCGAGGAUUGCACUUCACCGCAAACACGUAUAAGAUUCCUAACAGAUGGUUGCUUACUACGUGAAGCCAUUGCUGAUCGUCUGCUGCGCCAAUAUACUGUUUUGGUAUUAGAUGAGGCGCACGAGCGUACGAUAAACACUGACGUACUUUUCGGCAUUGUGAAGGAGGCGCAAAAACAGCGUAGACAACGUGGGUUAACGCCACUUAAAAUUAUAGUUACUUCAGCCACCAUGGAUAUCGAUCAUUUCGGAAAGUAUUUUGGUGUGCGAGGCAUGUACCUUGAGGGUAAAACCUAUCCAGUUAAAGUGAUGCAUGCGAAAGAAAAUCAACCAGAUUACCUUAAUGCUGCGCUUGUGACGCUAUUCCAAUACCAUCGUACAGAUCCAGUCAAUCAUGAUGUGCUGAUUUUCCUCACUGGACAAGAGGAAAUCGAAGCUAUGGCACACCAAAUACGUCAAAUUGCUAAGACAAAUGAUGCUGAAUUAAGUCCCGUACGUGUGUUCCCACUAUAUGCGCAGUUGCCACAGAACAAGCAGUUAGAGUGUUUUCUACCCGCGCACGCGAAUUCACGCAAAAUCGUAUUAGCCACCAACAUCGCUGAAACCUCCGUCACAAUACCGGGCAUAAGGUGUGUUAUAGAUUGCGGCUUUGUUAAACGACGUGUGUACAAUCCAAGCAGCGGCUUAGAUGCGCUGCGUAUUGUACGUGUCUCACAAGCACAGGCGUGGCAACGCUGCGGUCGUGCCGGACGUGAUGCGCCAGGCACUUGCUAUCGCACUUAUACGCAAGCUGAAAUGGAAUCCUUCGAAAAUAUGCCAAAGCCUGAAAUAUUGCGCAGCAAUAUUUGCUCCACUGUGCUGCAAUUGUUGGCACUGGGCAUCGAUUGUCGUACCUUUGACUUUUUGGAUCGGCCAACGCCCGAAGCGGUAGACGAUGCCUAUCGCAAAUUGGAAGCGCUCGGUGCUGUAAGAAACUAUAAAAUCAAGCCAGAACUCACAACGUUGGGUCAGCAAAUGUCACAAUUUCCACUCGAUCCACGUUACAGCAAGUUAUUGCUGUCAGCAUCAUCCUUCGGUUGCAUGGAAGAAAUGCUCAGCUUAGUAGCCGUCUUGUCUGGCGAGAAUGUGUUUGUUUCGAGUAAUGAAAAGCGCGAGCUCGCCACACUUGCGCAUGCGAAAUUCACAUCCAAACAUGGUGACCACUUAACGCUGCUCAAUGUCUUCAGUGCGUUUCUGAAGACCGAGAAAGUUAAGCUCUGGUGCCAUGACAAUUUUCUUAAUACAAGAAAUCUUUCGUAUGCGCGCGAGGUGCGUAAACAACUAGCAGAGAUUGUUGAGCGCCUCGAUUUGCCUUUAAAUAGUUGUGGUAAUAAUCUAGAUCAAGUGCGUAAGUGCCUGCUGAUUGGUCUGUUCGAUAAUAUAGCUGAACUGCAGCGCGACAAUACCUACCUUACGAUAGCGGGGCGUCAGCGUGCGCGCAUACACCCGUCCAGUGUCUUCCAUGGCAAAUAUCGACCGGAAUACGUAAUAUUCACCGAAAUAGUGCUGACCGAACGCAAUUUUCUGCGUCAAGUCACCGAAAUCAAUCCCGAUUGGAUAGCUGAUGUGCUGCCGAAUUAUGCGCAUUUAAAUAGAAUUAAAAGCUCAUUGAAAUAACAUUGAUUGCAUAGCUGCCUACGCAUUAUUUUACACUAUUUUAUACAGUAAAAUUAAGUUAUUUUCUGCGCGUAACUAAAGCAAGGAACUAAUUGUAAAAAAGAAAAUACCUUUUUGGAUGCUGCUACUAGUGAAAUGUAAUAUAAUUAAUUUUAAAUCAAUAAGUAGUAAACGUCGUUUAUUUGCAUAUAUGCAUAUGUAUGCUAAGUAAAGUUUUAAACAGUUCCAGUUUUACCAUAUGAAUACCCCAAUGCAUUUAUUAUUAUUUAAAUAGUGCGCUUUAGCUGAAUAUCUGUAUAUGCAAUUUUAACUUUUUUAAUUAUAUUGAAUUUUUAUUUUGACAGAUCCAAGAAAAAACUGCUAAAUAUGCAAUAAAAUACAUACAAAUAUGAACGCAAACAUGUUUUGUUUGAAAUGAAUAA